CACAUUACCAACACAUAAACAAUGGCGUUUCCCUCCAUUUCUACCAUUCUUCCUUUACUUUUACUCCUCCAGCUAUCAACAGCUAAAACCUUCAAAUCAGAUCCCAUUCAAGAAAAAUUCAUCCAAUGCUUCAACGCCAAUUCCGAGGUCGCCUUACCCAUCUCCACUUCCUUUUUCACCCCUAAAAAUGAUUCUUUCUCCACUGUCUUGCAAUCCACGGCACAGAACCUCCGGUACUUGACGCCUUCGAUGCCUAAACCCGAGUUCAUUGUCAUGCCGUUGCACGAAUCCCAUGUCCAAGCUGCCGUCAUUUGUUCCAAGCAGCUUGAUAUCCACCUCAGAGUCCGUAGCGGAGGCCAUGAUUACGAAGGAUUAUCUUAUGUAUCCGAAAUUGAGUCGCCCUUUAUUAUGAUCGACCUUUCGAAGCUCCGAUCGGUGAAAGUCGACAUCGAGGAUAAUAGUGCUUGGAUUGAAGCUGGUGCAACUAUUGGUGAAGUUUACUAUAGAAUUUAUGAGAAAAGCAAGAUUCAUGGGUUCCCUGCAGGGCUAUGUACUAGCUUAGGCGUUGGUGGGCACAUCACAGGUGGUGCAUAUGGUACCAUGAUGAGAAAAUAUGGCCUCGGUGCCGAUAAUGUCAUUGAUGCUCGAAUCGUCGAUGCUAACGGACGAGUCCUCGACCGUGCAGCCAUGGGAGAAGAUCUUUUUUGGGCUAUCAGAGGUGGUGGAGGUGCCAGCUUUGGCGUUAUCCUUCAAUGGAAGAUAAAUCUUGUUCCGGUCCCUGCUACAGUGACAGUCUUCACUGUCACAAAGUCCCUAGAACAGAACGGUACCAAGAUCCUCCAUCGCUGGCAACAGGUUGCCGAUAACCUCGACGAGGACCUUUUCAUUAGGGUCAUCAUUCAAACGGCCACAAACAAUGGUGAGAAAACAAUGACAACAUCAUAUAACUCUGUAUUCCUAGGUGAUGCUGAUAGGCUCCUACAGAUCAUGGAACAAAGCUUCCCCGAAUUGGGACUAACCCGAAAAGACUGCAUCGAAACAAGCUGGAUCAAAUCGGUUCUGUACAUUGCCGGAUACCCGAGAAACACGCCCCCAGAGAUUCUUCUCCAAGGUAAGUCCACAUUCAAGAAUUAUUUCAAAGCCAAAUCAGACUUCGUGAAAACAACCAUUCCAGAAACAGCAUUGGAAGGACUAUGGAAAAGACUUAUGGAGGAAGACAGUCCAUUGAUGAUAUGGAACCCGUACGGCGGGAUGAUGGCGAGGAUAUCGGAAUCCGAAAUCCCGUUCCCGCAUCGGAAAGGCAACAAAUUCAUGAUCCAGCACUUGACACUAUGGCAAGACGGGGAUGAUAAGAGUGCAGAGAAGCACAUGGAUUGGAUUCGAAGGAUGUAUAAUUACAUGGCACCUUAUGUUUCAAUAUUCCCCAGGACUGCUGCCUAUGUGAAUUACAGGGACCUUGAUCUGGGGACCAACAAGAAUGCAAGCACAAGUUUCAUUGAGGCCAGUGGUUGGGGCGUGAGGUAUUUUAAGCACAAUUUCAACAAAUUGGUGAAGGUGAAGACCAAAGUUGACCCUGAUAAUUUCUUCAGGCAUGAACAGAGUAUUCCACCACUUCCAGUUGAAGCUCGAUGCUUAUGAAGGAGUAAUUAUUAAUCUUUGUUUUUCACUUUCAUGCUUGAUUUGUAUUGCCUUUUUAUUUUGUAUUAGUCUUUGUUCU
Molecule: messenger RNA, 1717 nt
Organism: Hibiscus syriacus
Lineage: Eukaryota; Viridiplantae; Streptophyta; Magnoliopsida; Malvales; Malvaceae
Product: berberine bridge enzyme-like 15
Exons: 1
Coding region: 22-1638 (538 amino acids)
Molecular function (GO): FAD binding; oxidoreductase activity
Source: RefSeq, a predicted model, not a curated record